AAGUCUUGACAUGAUCAAGUGCAUUUGUCUCCAAAUGUUACGACUAGCUAAAGCUUCACUCACUACUCACUUUCCUCUCGUUCCUCCUCCCGACAAGCGUCUAGAAGAAGCGGUUCAUUCCUCAACUCACCUAGUCAAGAACGGCAUGAGUCAAGCGAUCCAGCACCCACGUGUCCGUUUGUACUUUCGUCAAGGACGAAGAGCCCAAAGUGACGGACAGCACAAGCCGCUGCCAGGCAGCAAGCGUGUCAACUUGUGCCGUGUGGGUGGCGCGCCAUGGUGUCACUCCUCUGGAUUGGCCAGCACCCCGGGGGUGUGCCAAGAAUUCUGCGUGGUGGGCGGACACCUGCCCAACGACUUGAUGGUCGAGGCCAGGCAGAACGCCGGUCUCACAGGAGAGAGACGCAGUGCGAGUCAGCGCUAGGCGGCGCAAGGGUGCACGGUGCGCGUGGCCGACGCGAUUGCGGAUGAAAUGGACACGGUGUUAACUUGAGUCUGAACGCCAAGGCCGUCCAGCGCGUGGCGUCGUGCAGAUCUUCACCGCCGCUGCGUUCGUGACGCCAACUGAAGACGGAGCUCUGCUGUCUUUUGUCGCCGCCCAGCGUGAUCCGGAUGAAGUGGCGCAGGGGUCAGGACAAUGCAGCAGGUCGCCGCGGACACUUGGGCGCGAGGUCUGAGCGUAGAGGACGGAGACACGGGGCCACCUUGACUCAGCUUCUGCGUCACCGAGGCGAGACGAUGCUUGACGCCGUCGCAGAGGUGCUUGGUUCUCUCGCGCCGAGAGUGCCGCGACGACCUGCGC
This is a messenger RNA of Phytophthora sojae, 802 nucleotides long. RefSeq lists its product as hypothetical. The record is from RefSeq and is a predicted model, not a curated record. The coding region runs from base 11 to 424 and encodes 137 amino acids. NCBI's taxonomy places the organism in Eukaryota, Oomycota, Peronosporomycetes, Peronosporales, Peronosporaceae. The transcript has a single exon.